AUGAUCUUCGGCAAGAAGGCGCUCGAAGACAGGAACCCGGCGGGCAUGAAGCGGCUGUCGGAGGACGACGCGCCGGAGAUGUACCCCGCGACCACGACCGAGUUCGCCGACCCCGUGGAGUCCGACGACAGCACGAUGGCGGUGCUGCGCCCGAUGCUGGCGCGCACGCAGCUGGAGAGGCGGCCCCUGCGGCUCGCGUUCGACUCCGAGGAGCACGGGUGGAGCGCGCGGGAGUUCCACGCCCGCGUGGACACGUUUGGCGCAGGCAUCGUGCUGGCAGAGACGCAGGGCGGGGCUGUGUGCGGCGGGUAUAAUCCGCGCGGAUGGGUCGGGCUGGGCGAGGACCGGGACGCGAUCGCGGCGUUCCUCUUCACGUGGCCCGACGGCGACACCAGCAAGCCCGCGAUCAAGUUGCCGAAGGUCGGGGGGCCGAGCAUGGCUGUCGUGGACAAGCCGGACAGCGGCCCGCAGUUCGGCGCGGAGGGUCUGACCAUCCCGCUGACGCCCGGGAAGGAGCGCGUCGCGAGGAGUAGGCUCGGGACGUUCUACAGCCGCAUCGACGCGAGCAAGAAGCGCGACCUGUUCGCUCCGGACGAGGACUGGAAAGGUACCACCCUGACUCGACUCCGGGUGUAUGUCGGGGCGGGCAAGGGCGAGGAGUGGGAGCUCGACGGCAUCGUAUGGAAGAGCAAGGUCGACGAGUGA
Molecule: messenger RNA, 705 nt
Organism: Pedinophyceae sp. YPF-701
Lineage: Eukaryota; Viridiplantae; Chlorophyta; Pedinophyceae
Source: the annotation of a GenBank genome assembly